This is a messenger RNA of Vigna unguiculata (cowpea), 2648 nucleotides long. Its product is annotated as disease resistance protein Roq1-like. NCBI's taxonomy places the organism in Eukaryota, Viridiplantae, Streptophyta, Magnoliopsida, Fabales, Fabaceae. The record is from RefSeq and is a predicted model, not a curated record. Gene Ontology annotation, biological process: defense response. Gene Ontology annotation, molecular function: ADP binding.
AAUCUUUACAAAGCUCUUUGUGACAAGGGAAUUCACACUUUCAUUGAUGAUGACAAGGUUGAGGGGGGAGAGAAAAUAACACCAGCACUUAUGAAGGCAAUUCAAGAGUCUAUGAUUGCCAUCACUGUGCUCUCUCACAACAAUGCUUCUUCCUCCUUCUGCUUAGAUGAACUUGCAGCCAUUCUUGACUGCAAGAAUAAAGGGCUACUUGUUAUACCCGUAUUUUAUAAGGUAGACCCUUCAUAUGUGAGACACCAGAAAGGGAGUUAUGGAGAAGCAUUGACCAAGCAACAGAGAUGGUUCAACGAUAAGGAGAAGUUACGUUACAUGCAGAAAUGGAAGAUGGCUUUGCGUCAAGUAGCUGACUUGUCUUGUUAUCAUUUCAAAGAUGACAUUGAAUAUGAAUACAAGUUUAUUGGGAGCAUCGUUGAAAGGGUCUCUAGCGAAAUUAAUCGCGGUAGUUGUUUACAUGUUGCAGAUUACCCGGUUGGACUAGAUUCACAAGUGCUUGAAGUUAGGAAGGUGUUAGAGGUUGGAUGUUAUGAUGGUGUCCACAUGAUAGGCAUCCACGGAAUGGGUGGUGUAGGAAAAUCAACACUUGCUCGAGCUGUUUAUAAUAGUUUAAUUGCUGAGAAUUUUGAUAGUUUGUGUUUUCUUGAAGAUGUUAGAGAAAAAUCAAACAAACAUGGUUUAGAACACCUCCAAAGCAUCCUUAUCUCACAAGUAUUAGGAAAGGAGGAGAUUAACUUAACAAGUAAGCAACAAGGAAUUUCAAUGAUAAAGUGUAGGCUCAAGAGGAAAAAGAUUCUAUUGAUUCUAGAUGAUGUUGACAAUAUCGAGCAAUUACGAGCACUUGCUGGAGGAUGUGAUUGGUUCGGCCCUGGAAGCAGAAUAAUCAUCACAACUCGGGAUAAACAAUUGUUAGCAACUCAUCAAGUUACAAGAACAUAUGAGGUGAGGGAAUUGAAUGAGAAGGAUGCUCUACGACUGCUUACAUUGAAAGCUUUCAAAAAGGAAAAGGCUGAUCCAGAUUAUGUGUUAGUCUUGAAUCGUGUGGUAACUUAUGCUUCUGGCCUUCCACUGGCACUAGAAGUAAUAGGCUCCAACCUCUUUGGAAAAAGUGUAAAAGAAUGGGAAUCUGCUACCAGACAGUAUAAGAGAAUUCCUAAGAAAGAAAUCAUUGAGAUACUUAAAGUAAGCUAUGAAGCUUUGGAGGAAGAAGAGAAGGUUGUUUUUCUUGACAUUGCUUGUUGCUUCAAAGGAUAUGCAUUCAGAGAGGUAGAAGAUAUUCUUGGAGCUCUCUAUGAUGACUGCAUGAAACAUCAUACUGGUGUGUUGGCUGAAAAAUCUCUCAUAAAGGUUAGUCUACUUAGUACAGUUGAAAUGCACGAUCUGAUUGAGGACAUGGGUAGAAAAAUUGAUCAGAAAGAAUCACCGAAUGAACCAGGGAAGCGCAGGAGAUUAUGGUUACCUAAAGAUAUAAUCCAAGUUUUAAAAUACAACAUGGGAACAAGUAAAAUUGAAAUCAUGUGUCUGGAUUUCUCCAUCUCUGAGAACGAAGAAACAGUAGAAUUUGAUGAAAACACCUUCAUGGAGAUGGACAACCUUAAAAUACUUAUCAAUAGAAAUGUUAAAUCUUUCAAAUGUCCCAAUUACUUUCCACAAAGUUUGAAAGUACUGGAAUGGCAUCGAUAUCCUUCAAAUUGUUUACCAUCUAAUUUUCAUCCCAACAAACUUGUCAUAUGUAAGUUACCUGACAGUUGCUUUGAGUCAUUUGGGAUUCAUGCUUCAUCGAAGAAGUUCGAGAAUCUGACAAGCUUGAAUUUUGACGACUGCAAACUUCUAACACGAAUACCAGAUGUAUCUGUUUCCUUUGAAUGGUGUGAGAGUUUAACUGCAGUUCACGACUCAGUUGGUUUUAUGACUAAACUUAAAAUAUUAAGUGCAGAAGGUUGCUCAAAGCUUACGAGUUUUCCAUCUCUUCACUUGACUUCUCUUGAAAGACUAGAACUUUCAUAUUGUUCCAGUCUUGAAAAUUUUCCUGAAAUAUUAGGAAAUAUGAAAAACAUAAAAAGACUUGAACUGAUUGAUAACAAACUUCACGAGGCUGGAGGAACAGUGUUUAUCUUUCCAGGAGGAAGUGUUCCAGAGUGGUUGGAUAAAGAAAGCAAGGGACCUUCAAUCUCUUUCUGGUUUCGAAAUAAAUUCCCUGUCAAAGUUCUUUGUCUUCUAAUUGCACCUGUGCUGGGCCCUUUAGACUUGGCUAUACCAAUGGUGUCCAUCAAUGGAAAGAUUAGAAAAUAUCUUUUUCAUAUGAAUAAAGGAGUUAAGAUUUUGGAAUUGGACUAUACACAUCUCUUCGACAUACGAGAGUUGAAUUUCGAAGAUGAUCUUAUGGGAGUGUCUACAGAAUGGAAGCAAGUGGAGAUCACCUAUGAAGGGUUGUUUGAUACCUCCGUCAUUAAAGCAACAGGAAUUCAUGUAGUGAAAGAGGAAAGCAUGAACGUGGAGGACAUUCGAUAUGAUGAUCCUUGUACCAACAAUAAAGAAGACAGUCAUCUCAACACUUUCCAAUCACAAAACUACUCCUAAACGAGCAUAGGUUUAAUGUUGACAUUCAAGUUUUUGAUAGGUUCUUUUAUAUUGUU